AUGAAAGUCUUAGGUAUUUUUAGCAUUAGCACUAUGUGCGCUUUGGUGUGCAAGGCAUCCUCGAUAGAUAGUCAGACCUUAGGUGAAGGUUAUUUCAAAUAUGAAGAGAACGUCGGUCCUCUAGAAGCUAACUUCGACUCGUUUUUAUAUUCUCCCUGUCAGGAUCAAACCUUGGAUAUAUUUAACACGAUUCUAUCGUUCAAGUUCAACUUGAACACGAUUGAGAAGGGCGUUGCAGAUGCAUUUUCUGGGUUUCGAGGCAAAUUGCAAGGCAAAGAAGAGUUCUCAAUGCUUGAUAUAUUUGGUAUAACCGCGGACUAUCUCAGAAGCUUUAAUAUGAAUUUGUUCAACAUAAGUGACAUGAACUUGCGUCAGCGUGUUACCGAGAUGAAAACCCUCUACGUGAGCACACCUAUUCUCCAGCAUGGCGUAAAUUACGCAAAAUUUAUGAUCAAAAGCUCUUCGAAUAACACUAACCUAAACGAAUUUUUCAGAGAGGGAAAGCAAAUGACGACUAAAUUGAUCUCAACCAACCCGGUUCUCGGUUCGAUGGGUAGCGAGAUUAGCAGGAUUGCUGCCUCGAAUGAAACAACGACUCUUCUCCAAAGGUUUCGGUCCCACUGGGCAAAUGCUUCGCCUUUAUGCAUUACAAAUGCGGAAAAUGCCGGAGCAGACACUGCAAACGUUAUGGAUGCUUUCGUAGCACUCUCUCCCUCUCCCGCAUCCGACACUCAAGCUCCAGUGCCGGGCAAUGUACCAAUAACGAUCCCUGAGCAAAUAGGAAUCAACGCCUCGAAACUUCUUACAUCAAAUGCUACCAUUCCUCGUGGUAAUGACACUUCUAAUGUCUCCACUGCGGUGACAUAUUCCAGCGCGGAUAGCUCUUCAGGCAUCGCAUCCCAUCGCAUGUCAUCGUGGUCAAUCAUGGGCGCCGUAGUCGUCGCCUUGAGUAGCGUAUUGCUAUUCUGA
Molecule: messenger RNA, 969 nt
Organism: Lachancea fermentati
Lineage: Eukaryota; Fungi; Ascomycota; Saccharomycetes; Saccharomycetales; Saccharomycetaceae
Source: the annotation of a GenBank genome assembly